UAAAAGCAGUGACAAAACCACGGUGAGGUUGAGUUCCUUUCACUUUCAAUGUCGAAGUGCCGCCGAAGGAAGCACUAGCAGUCUGGGAGAUGACAUACGGUUUUAUUUGCUUUCGGCGGAAGGAAACACUAGGCUGGAGUUGGGGAGCAGCAGGCGAGCCUGUUAGCUGCUGGGGUAGACACGGUGAGGUGUCUCUUGCAGCACAACACCUUGGCCAGAGCCCGAGGAGCUUGAGCACCCGCCUAGGAAGAAUCUCAGGAGGGUCGGCCAGGUUGCCCGCCCGCAAGGAGGAUGGUCCUUUCGUUCCUGGCCAGCUACUCUCUGCCUGGGUUGAUCUGCAUUUUUUCUCUGCAUGUCCAUCAGCUGCAAUCAGCUCCAUUCAGGGUGAUUGCACCAGCACACUCUGUGGCGGCUGCCGUGGGACAGGAUGUGGUGCUGCCCUGCCACCUCACACCAGAGCAGAGCGCCCGGGCCAUGGAGGUGACCUGGUUUCGGGGACACUUCUCGCCCUACGUGCACCGCUACAAGGCAGGAACGGACCAGCAUGGUGAUCAGAUGUCACAGUACCAAGGGCGGACUGAGCUGCAGCGGGAUGGUCUCGACAACGGCAGCGUGGCCCUGAAGAUCUUCAGUGUCCGCCUGUCUGACGAAGGGAAAUACACCUGCUUCAUUCGUGCUGAUUCAGACUAUGAGGAAGCUGUCCUGGAGCUGAAGGUGACAGCUGCCGGCUCAGCACCGCUCAUCUCACUGGUUGGCUACGAAGCUGGGGGCGUCCGGGUGGCAUGCAGGGGUGAUGGCUGGUACCCCCAGCCCCAGGUGCUGUGGAAGGACCACCAGGGCCGACCGCUGCCAUCUGCCUCCAAAAACGUCACCCGGGACACGAGGGGCCUCUUCAAGGCCGAGAGCACCGUGGUCCUCAGCCAGGCUGCAAACCAGCAGCUGUCCUGUUCGAUCCGCGACGCCCUGCACCACCAUGAGAAGGACUCAGCUUUUUCCAUGGCAGAUCCCUUUUUCCAAAAUGCCCAGCCAUGGAAGAUUGCCCUGAGCCUGGUCGUGGUCACUCUGGUCGUGCUCUUUGUUAUCACCGUUUAUCUAUUUAAAAUUAAAGGAAAACUCGAGGGAAAAAUCGCGACGCAGGUGGAGGAACUGCGGGCCAACGACGCAGAAAUCCAGAAACAAGCCACAGAACUGGUAUGGAGAAGAUAUGUGAUGCCUAUAGAAGAAGUGAAGGUAACUCUGGAUCCAGACACGGCCCAUUGCGACCUUGUCCUGUCUGACGACCGCAAAAGUGUGAAACGAGUCGACAAGCCACAGGAUGUCCCUGACAUCCCUCAGAGGUUUAUGCCCUGGCGCUGUGUGCUGGGCUGCGAAGGCUUCACUUCAGGGAGAUACUACUGGGAGGUGGAGGUAGUGGAUGCAGGAGGAUGGACAGUGGGGGUUUCUAGAGAAGACGUCAGAAGGAAGGGUGAGAUUGAGUUUAAACCAGAGGAGGGCAUCUGGGCAGUGGGGCAGUGGGCAGGUCAAUUCCAAGCUCUCACCUUCCCUGAACGCACUGUAUUUUCCGAGAUCCAGGGUCUCAAACGGAUCCGGGUAUCCCUGGAUUAUGAAGAGGGACGGGUGGCAUUUUUCAGUGUUGAUGAGGAGACUCCAAUCUUCACAUUUCCACUGGUUUCAUUCAAUGGGAUAAGAGUCCACCCGUGGGUCUGGCUGGGUCCCGGGACAUGGCUCAAAAUGUGGCCCUGACAAUGGGAAGGGAGGAAAAGAAGACCUAUUUUUUCAUCAGACCUUAGUACCUCAUAGACUCACAGAAGGAUUUAGAUUGGAAGGAACUUGUGGCGGUCUCUGCUGCCACCUCCUGUUCAGAAUAGGACUAACUACAGGGCCAGGUUAGGUGGUGGUGAAUUUUCAGAAUCUCCAAGGGUGGACAUCCCAGCACCUUGCUGGACCUCUGUCUGGGGGCUGUACUUCUUUCAAGGUGGGGGAAAUGGAGAAUUACUCCCCAAUGCUUGGUCAAAAUUUCCCUAGUUGUGACUGUUGCCUUUCACCCUCACGCUUUACUGUGUGAACAGCAAUACCUUAAAAAGAAUGGCAUGUCUUAAACAGGGAGAAGUUUGUAAAUGCACUUAAUAAAGUUACAACAGUGA
Molecule: messenger RNA, 2144 nt
Organism: Rhea pennata
Lineage: Eukaryota; Metazoa; Chordata; Aves; Rheiformes; Rheidae
Product: butyrophilin subfamily 1 member A1-like
Exons: 11
Coding region: 292-1743 (483 amino acids)
Biological process (GO): T cell receptor signaling pathway; regulation of cytokine production
Cellular component (GO): external side of plasma membrane
Molecular function (GO): signaling receptor binding
Source: RefSeq, a predicted model, not a curated record